AUGGGUGCGGAAAGAACUGGGCACGAUGCCCAACAACAGCCAGCACGGGUCGAAAAGAACGGCGAGCCGCGCUGCAAGGCGACGAUGAUACCACCGAACUCAGCCAAGACGCUCCACCAGCUUACGGGCCACGAGGCCCUCAAUACGCCCGUACAUGUUGAGCACCAGCUGAGUGUGCUCACGGAACAGCAGGCCGUCCUAGACGAGUGUACCCGCCAGUGCAAUGGUAAGUUCAAAAACAUCGAGGACGCUCUCUGUCCACGGAGUUGGACAAGCAUUAUGCAAUCAUCGACGGUCUAG
This is a messenger RNA of Prorocentrum cordatum, 300 nucleotides long. The record is from the annotation of a GenBank genome assembly. NCBI's taxonomy places the organism in Eukaryota, Dinophyceae, Prorocentrales, Prorocentraceae.